This is a messenger RNA of Bombina bombina (fire-bellied toad), 7579 nucleotides long. RefSeq names its product insulin like growth factor 2 (gene IGF2). Gene Ontology annotation, molecular function: growth factor activity; hormone activity. The record is from RefSeq and is a predicted model, not a curated record. The coding region runs from base 216 to 854 and encodes 212 amino acids. The transcript is spliced from 4 exons. NCBI's taxonomy places the organism in Eukaryota, Metazoa, Chordata, Amphibia, Anura, Bombinatoridae. Gene Ontology annotation, cellular component: extracellular region.
CAGCUAACAGAAAUAAAUCUAGUUUGGGUGAGGAAAUAUUCUGAAGGCAACUCUCCAUCUAUUCAAUAUAUUUCUCAAACCCAACUUGUAGACAUCUGCUUGAAACCAAUACACGUGGGGGGAAAAAGAAAUUCUUUGAAUAACAUUAAGAAAACAAAAACUAAGUCAUUUGAUUUCCAGUGGAGCAGUCUCAAUACAGAUUGAAUUAGAAGUUUAUGAAGAUGGAACAGCUAAUGUGCAAACACAGUCACAGAGAACCCCAGGUCUGCAGGCAAGGAGAGCGCAGCAUUACACAGGUGUCAAAAAUGUCAAUCACACGUCAUCUGCUGCUCGUUGCUAUGGCCUUCUUGAUUUACACGCUAGACCACGUUAAGGCAUAUGGAAAAGCAGAAACGUUGUGUGGCGGCGAGCUAGUGGACACGCUCCAGUUUGUCUGUGGAGACCGUGGUUUCUACUUCAGCCGUCCUACACGAUCAAGUCGCCGUACAAGUCGGGGAAUUGUGGAAGAAUGUUGCUUUAGGAGUUGUGACCUGGAAUUGCUAGAGAUGUAUUGUGCCAAAUCAACAAAGAAUGAGCGUGAUCUUUCCACGGCACCUGCCACUGCCGUGCCAUCGCUAAACAAGGAUAUGUUCCACAAGCAUUCCCACUCAAAGUAUUCCAAAUAUGAGAUCUGGCAAAGAAAAUCCACUCAGCGCCUACGAAGAGGAAUUCCUGCCAUUAUCCGUGCACGCCAAUACCGGUGGCAGGUAAAGCAGAUUGAAGAGGCUGAACAAACUGCACUUCACCGUCCUCUCACUUUACCAAUGAAACGACCCAUCCAGCUUCGCAGAACCUCUGAGUCUUUCCACAAUUGAGCCAAGUCCCAUCCUUUUGUUGGAUUUUACUGCCUUCAACGUCUUGUUUUCUAAUUGGGUUUUAUUUUAUUUUUUAUCAUCUCUGAUUGGGAGGGCAAGUGAGCCAGGUCUCAACGCUCUUUAUACAACAGGCCGGCUACUGAUGUGAGGCUACGUAGCUCCUUUACCCUCACCAAGGAGCAAACGGAAAAAAAGACGCCAAAUCGUGAACAAUAUUGUAGCGUUUUUGUUUUUUGGCAGAGAGAUUCUGUGGAUUUUUGUGUCCUGUUAUUUUGUUCUUCCUAAGUUUCAAACUGCAAUACCAUGUAUGUGUAUACACGCACAUAUACACGUGCAUAUACGCAAAAACGUUAACUAUAGCACAUUAUGACUGAACAGUGCUGUUGAGGAAUGCAAAAAAGAAAGUAUUUUAUAAUGUUUAAGUAUUACCAAGUUGCCAUCUGAGUUACCAAUCCUGAGAUGGAUGGGGGGAGGGAGACUGAAAUGUAUUUUUUUUUUUUUUUUUUUUUUUUCCCUGUCCCUUUUUAGAAUUUUAAUAUCUUUGACUAAAUUUGCACCUUUUUUUAAUGCCAGAAACGGUAAAGGGUCUGUUUUUUUUUAUUUUUAAACCUCAAUGUUUUUAGAACUAUUGGGUUUGUGAUGCGAUGCUUUGCAGUUUCCUGCAGCACUGGAGUAAAUGGCACAAGAAUUCCAAAUGUUUUUGCACCUUUUUCUAAACUCAUUACAAAGGAAGGAAGGCGGGAAUAUGUUGGGGGUUGUGUGUGGGAGUACGAUCUGCUUUGCACAUGUGCCACAGAUUAUGAUGAAUUUUAUACAUAUAUAAUAUAUAUAUUCUAUAACUUUUUUUGUUUAGUAGAAAAAGCAAGCACUAUUUUAAAUGGGAUAUCUUUUCUUAUUAAAAUGAAAGAGGGUAGGAUGAGUUAUGGUGCUAAAACCAUUAAGAAAGGAAGAUCAGGGUUUUGGUAUGGAAAAAGCCAGGAUUUGUAAAUCGGAGAUUGUUGUAUGGGGGGGGUGGAAUUUAAAUUGCAAAUAUUUCAUGAUUUCUGAGAUAAAUCCUGGUCAUAGCAUAGAGGUAAUUCUAUAUUGAACUUGAAAAAUUAAGGCUUUUCGUUUUAGGAAAAGUUUAUUUUUGUGUUUUUUUUUUUUGUUUUUUUGUUUUUUUUUAAGCCAUUUCUUUUUAUUUCUCUAUCUUUUUAGUGGGUGUCUUUGAAAAAAUAAAACCACUUAACAAUGAUCAUCAGAAAACUUAUUUUUUAUAUAUAUACUUGCAUUGUUUGCAUCUAGGGGAAAGGGAGAUUCUGUUCUUAAUAGAAAAACAAUACAUAUAGGUCCGUAUUUCUUUUGUGUAAUCGGUUAUAAUUUAUGAGCACCCUAGAAUUGUCUUUAGGAUAUCUGUUUAAAGCAACUUAAUAGGCCAGUUUAAGUUCCCCGGUUAACUUAUAUCACCACCAUCAGAAACUACUUGGCUGUAUUUAAGGCUUUAUUUUUUAACCUAUUUUUAUUUAACGUUAAAUUUAAAAAAAAUUGAACUCUUUUCUGUAAUUUACAGGAUACAGCUAAUUAAUGGGUCUACCGGUUAAUUAACCAUGUCCUGUUCAUGGCUUCAAUGUGUUGUGGUUCCUAAAUAGGGUUCUAGCUAUGCUAUUAACCCCUUUGUAUAGAGGUAAAUGGGACAAUAGUAAAAAAAAAUAAUAAUCUCUAAGAAAUUAAAGCAUUGGGGUCUACUUUUAAUCAUAUCUUCCUUUCCACUCCUUGACUUUUUUUUUUUUUCUUUGAUCAAUUGUUGGAUAUGGGCAUAAAGUUUUUGCACAGGGUGUGGCCGUGUGCAUCAGACUAGCGCACGUGCUAAAAUAUGAUGCUACAAGCUUGCACCAGUAAGUGGCACAAUCUAGAGAGCGUGAGUUGUCAUGAAAAUGGCGUCGGACCUUUCUCCACAAUCUAGAGCUCUUCAGAGAGUUUGGCUUUUCACUGAAGUAAGAUUUCUGCAGUGACCUUGUAACAAACAACUUUCUCAACUGGAUUGAGAUUUGAUCCUACAUGUUCCACAUCAGAUUCCUUACAUUAGAUUCUGGGAUUUUCUUAAACUGGUUACGUCAUGGGAUAUCAGGAUUUUUUUUUCUUUGCUGCAUUAUAAAAAUAUUUUAAACGUAAUCAUAAUGUUCCUUUGCUGGCAAAAGAAACAAUUACGCUUGGGUGGUGUACAGCUGUCCCCCUAUAGAGCUGAAGGAGAUUUCCUUGUCUGAUUCCACAGACCAUUUUGCCAUUAAUGUUUAUUUCCAAAUCCAAAUAAACUGCUUUUUUUUUGCAUAAAAAAAGUUAAUACAUUUCAAGGGGGGGGUUAUUUUAUCUUUUUUGUUAUGCAUAAUAUACAUUUUUUUUUUUUUUAAUUGAAUUUUAAUGUCCCUUUAAGUAGCAGGGGAGAAAUAGAAGAAUUUGAAUAACCAGUAUCUGCUGAUGAGGUCUUAUGAUGUUACAUAAAUGCAAUAUGAUUGUGUAUAAUAACCAGAACUGUGACGGAUUGUCAUUUUGGGUGAAACAGACUCCAGCUCCUUAGAAUUCCAAGAUCUGCCUCUAACUUUAGUUAAUUUCUGGACCUUAUUAAACAUCUGUAUUCCAUUUGUUGAAAUCCACGUCCAGAGCUAUAUAAUGAAACUACUUGCGUAUACUUUCAGGCCACCAACGCUUUUUCUCAUGCACUCAUAGUUGUGAGAAUUGGAAGAAUGUUUGGUGAUUACAUGAAGGAGCAUUUGCUAAUUAACUUUUAAUAUACUUACGUUAAACUAGUCCCUGUUUAUCUGAUUGUCCAAAUUAAUGAGCGAGUUUGUUUUAAUUAGGAACACAAUAUACUAAUGCACCAAUCAUAUGCUGCAAUAGAUUUUACGACCAAUAUGAUUUUGUGCUCCCAUAAGGUUAGUUAGCCAUUUCACUGAAAAAGCCCAAAAUAAUCCAACCAGUAAAUUGUUUAUAUACACUCGUAAAGCAGGGGUAGAAAAAAAGUUAUGGUCUGCUCCACAGCAGAAUUUGAUGUUCAGUUUAAGAAUAUAAAGUUUAUCAAAUUUCCUUUCCAAAGAAUUAUGGCUUUAUUUUAGCGUUUGACUCUUAUUAUAGUUGAACAUAAACUUAAUUGUUAUAAUUAUGUGACUUUUAUAAUCUAACAAUACAUUUUGAUGGAUUUAAUAUGUUCAGAUGAAGUCUUAUUAUGUAGACCUUGAUCACCAACUGUGAAUCUCUUUACAAUCUUUUUUUUUUUUUUUUUUCUCUUGAUUUAAAAAUUGAAUAAAUACAUUCACAAAACUUUCUAGUUUAACAGUGUAACAAAAUUGAACCCUACAUGUUUUUGAGAAUUUAUGUUUUGGUUUUACAAAACUUAACAUUACAGUCUCCCUAAAUCUCUCAUUUUAUGUGUAGGUGUGAAAAUGCCACAGUAAUGCACCAUUCAGUUCCUGACUAGUUCAGGACUACAGGACAUUUCCAGCUCCUGGUCACAACUAUACACAAUCAUUUUAAUGCCAGUUAAGCUUGGAACAAAAUAAUUUUCAUAAAACGCACCAGUUUCAAUUUCAGCUGCAGAUCUAAAAUAUUUUAUAGCUAAUAAAUUAGUUAAAGGCUUUGGGAAAUUUGAUCUCUACAAGAAAAAAAUAACAUUCCUGUGAAUCUGAGACUUUUCAAGUCUUUGCUGGGGAACAAUUAAAUUCAAUCUAGUUUUCUAAUUUUUACUUUUAUUCUCACGUUAAUUUUUAUUUUUGGCAAUUACUGAUCGUCCCUUAAACCUACUUAGUUUAUAACUUCUGGGUAUAUAGCUGUUCUACAUAUGUGUAACUGCAGCACUCUCUGUAUUGGAAAUAACAUGCAGCCUUGCCAGAGAUACAAAACUUUACCAAAGCAGUGAUGUCUGGGAAAUCCUAAAAAGAAGAGUCAAUGAGUGGGAAAGGAUGGGACUAAACUUUUUUUUUUAUUAUAUUAAAGGGAUAUUCCAGCCAAAAUUGGAAACCACAUGGGUGCAUUUCGGUAUUGAACAGAAGCAAUUUUGUAAUAUACAUGCAUUAGCAAAAAUGCUUCUCAUAAAAGCUAUAGCGGUUUCAAAGUGUAUUUAGGUAUGCACCGUGCACCAGCAUUUUAAACACAGCACUUGCUCAGAGAGCCUAAGGUGCUUGUACCAUCUGGUAAUGACUCAAUUUGUUAAUUGCUGACAUGAUACAAGCCCCACUGAUGAUCUAAGCAGCUGCAUAAUUUAAAUGUGAGUGCAGUGACAAUAUCUAGCUAUGCUUCACAUGCACGUGCAGAGACAAAUGUUAACACUAAAACAGUGAUACAUUUUUUACUAGAAGCAUUUUUGCUAAUACAUUUAUAUUGCAAAUAUGUUUCUAUUUAAAGAUGUAAUUAAUCUAUGUGCAUUUAAAUUUUGACCGGAAUGCCCCUUUAAGCUCUAGCCCCAUGUCUUUUUGUAACCUAGCAAUGCCAUUAUUCAGUUGCAAUGUUGUCUUCAACAUUCAGAACAUUUACAUGAAUGAUGAGACAAACUUCAAUCUUUAAACCACUUCUUUAUGGUGCAAUGAAAUGGACACAUUUUUCCCCUUUACAGAAACUGGCAUUGUAUUUUUUUUUUGUAUGAUGUUAGAGCUACAAUGCCACAUCCCUAAUAUUCACUGACAUUUUGUUGAAUAAUGUACUUUUUUAUAUUUUGUUGGUUCUAUGGAAAUCACAUCUUUCAACAUGAUGUAAGCCAAAGUAGCUUAAAGGUAUAUGGAAGUCGAAAUUAAAUUAGUUCAGAGAGUUUACUUUAAAGGGACAUAAAACACUAAGCAAAUGCUAGAUAGAAUGAUGCAUUCAAAGAAAAGAUUAGUCUGAGAAUACCGUUUAGCUGUAUUUUAUAAAGUUUCAUUAGCUGUUUAAAGAUCGAGAAAAUAAGUGUAAAGUUUUAGUGACUAUAAAACAAUGGGAGCUGCCAUGUUCUAACUUAGGUUACCUUUUCUGCUGUGGCCAAUCAGGGACAGUUAUAAAUAGGUCACUAGAGUGUGCAGCCAAUGGCUGUGUGGAAUAUAACAGUGUUCUGCACUUCCAUUUCUAACAGGAACUGAAAAGCUCACAAUUUCAGACUAGAAUUACAGGAAAAGGGAGCAUAAAUAAUGAAAGUAUAUUGCAGUCUAAAACAUUUGAGAUAGUAAUAUAAAAUUAUAAUGUCCCUUUUUAAUAGAAAAAAAGUCCAAUCUAUUUUGACAAAGGAUACCAAGAGAAAAAAAAGGUAAAUUGGAUAAUACAAAUAAACUAGAAUUUUGAUUUAAAUUGUAUGCUGUAUCUAUAUUGUGACUUUCAUGUUCCUUUAAAAGCAUCUGAGUAGUGGGGGGGCUUCAUUGGUUGUGCUUUGCUGCCUUAUCUGCAUCAUAUAAAUGGGAAAACUACUUGAAUUGUACAAUAUUUCAUGUUAACAAGACAAAAUAUUGGUUGGGUGGGAAAUCACAAAACUUUUUUUUUUUUUUCCUGUGUAAUCCAUUUUAUAUAAUAUUAAUAUUAUCUUGCAAUGUUGAGCCAUAUCUUUUUUUUAAAAAAAAAAAUAAAAUAAAAAUCUUAUAUAUAAAAAAAAAGACUGCAAUUUUACAGAAACCUAAACAGCUGUAUUUAUUGAUGUAAGAAAAUAAGGAGAAUUUGUAGAUAGCAAAAUAGUCAAAUAUGGUGGAAAUCGCUACUAAAAGAGAGCGACUUUUAUUUGUACUUUGUACUUGUUUGUACUUUUUAAAUAAAGUUUUGUAAGUGCUUUGUACCAAAAAUAGCAAAAUGAGAACAUUUAAAUUUGUUGGAUAAAAACAAAAAUGAUUUGCAGGCUGUUUUGUACAAAAUAGUUAUUUCCAAUGUAGUAAUGAUUGUCUUAACACUUGCAAAAAUAAUAAAAAUAAUAAAUAAACUGGUUUUAGUAGCCUAAUAUAGUCUGAUCCAUUUCACUUCCUAAUUAGCAAUGCAAGUUUAGACUUUUCUUCAGGUUUAAUACUUGAGAGAACCUGUUCAUUGUUGAAGGGUUUUGCUCUCUGAAAUGUUUGUUUUAUUUUUUUCAGGUUCUUACAGCAGGGACUGCUUAAAACAAAUCAGUGUCAAUUUUUUUAUUGUUUAUUAAUGCUGUGUCAUUUACUUCACAAACACCUUUAUAUAGUUAACAGAACUGAACCAGGUAUCUGCAUUCACAAAUGUAUUAUGCAUCUGCCUCUGCAACUGUACCACAUCAAUAUUACACAAACUUUGUAUAUUUAAAGGACAUUUUUAUUUGAUAGAUGCAAACUGAAUCUGUGCUGUCAAACCUUCAUAUCGGUCUCUGCUGAUCUUCUUGGAUACAAUAUCACAGUUUUGUAUCAUAACUUUUUGCCUUACUGAAACAUUUAAGCAAUUCUAAUUACAAAGAGCAGCCUAUGUUACUGUGAGGGAAAGUGCACCAGCACAUGAACACUUUUUUCAAGUGGCCAAUUGGGAACUUGAUUGGCUAUCAGUGACAAACCUGGACUCAAUGGCCCUGCACUAUAUGAAGGAUUUUUAUAUUAUCUGCCAUUGGACUGUUGGCUGUUGUAUGGUUAUAUGAAUAAGUGAUGAACUCUUAAAUGACAAUGACAGGAUACAUCCGUGUCCUAUCUUGUCCAAACUGUGUGCACUCAUUGUAAUACGCAAAUCAUGAAACGCCCAGAUUCUGCACGUCUUAUACCUUUUUUUUGUUAUAUCAAUAAAGAAAAUCUAUCAUACCAUGA